AUGAAAUUAACACUCUUGUUCAUAGGAUUGUUUUUGGGCUUAAGCUCAGCAAUUAUGAUUCCUCAUCCAGGACCUCUCCAUUUCCACAAUCCUCCUAGAUAUUAAGUCGAUAUCGAUGCUCCUCCAAAAGUUUAAUGGGCUCCUAUAAUGAAUGAUUUCAAAGAACCUCUCUCUAUAUUUAUUGCUGAGUUUGAACAUUUACUUCCAAUUCCAAAGUGGAUUUUUAAUGCUGUUGGUGUUUAUGGAAAGACAAUCUUUAAAUAUUAAAAGUAUGUCAAGUAAGUUGAAGCCAUAGCUGAAUUAACUGGUCUUCCAUUCAAUACUUUAUUUACUUUGAAUUUCAUGUAUGAGCUUGCCUCAUGGAAAGCUUGCACUGGUGUUGUUGUAAGAAAUAAUAAUGGAACUAUUUAUCAUGGAAGAAAUUUAGACUUUGAAUUUUUCAGAUACUUUUCCAAUUUAACUAUGACUAUUGAUUAUUAUAGAAAUAAUCAACAUAUAUUCAGUGUAGAUGGUCUUGCUGGAGCUAUAUUUUUCCACUCCGGAGUUAAGCCUGGAAAGUUCGGAUUAACUUAAACCACAAGAAACUCUAAGUCUUUAUUCACUAAUCUUCAAGCUAUUGCUAAAGGAAACUUCCCUUCAGUUUGGCUUAUCAAGGAGACCUUAGAAACUGAAGACUCUUUUGAAGGCGCUGUUUAAAAAUUAAAUACCACUGCUAUCGCAUGUCCUAUAUACUAUAUGGUCAGUGGUCCUGGAAUUAACGAUGGUGUUGUAAUUGAAAGAAACUAUGAUUCAAUUCACGGAUUCUACUAAUUAAAUGAAACUACUUCAUUUUUAGUUUAAACAAAUUAUGACAGAGAUGUCCCUGAUCCAUGGUAUGACAGAAGAAGAAUUCCUGCUCAAGAAAGACUUGAAAAAUUAAAUGGAAAUAUCAACGAAACAAUUUUAAUGGAAGAUAUUAUGAUGAAAUAUCCCACUCUAAAUGUUGCAACCAUCAUGUCAACAGUUGUAAAUCCUCGCACAGGAUACUUCAAUACUUCAACUUGGUGGUGA
Molecule: messenger RNA, 1050 nt
Organism: Tetrahymena thermophila SB210
Lineage: Eukaryota; Ciliophora; Oligohymenophorea; Hymenostomatida; Tetrahymenidae
Product: N-acylethanolamine-hydrolyzing acid amidase, putative
Exons: 3
Biological process (GO): fatty acid metabolic process
Cellular component (GO): lysosome
Molecular function (GO): fatty acid amide hydrolase activity
Source: RefSeq, a predicted model, not a curated record